Molecule: messenger RNA, 312 nt
Organism: Phycomyces blakesleeanus NRRL 1555(-)
Lineage: Eukaryota; Fungi; Mucoromycota; Mucoromycetes; Mucorales; Phycomycetaceae
Exons: 7
Coding region: 1-312 (103 amino acids)
Source: RefSeq, a predicted model, not a curated record
AUGAUAAUAGCCGCAUGUGGAAAGCCUUAUGGCUUCUCAUUGUUAGCACUAUUAAUACCUCUUUGUGUUAGAAUAUCCAUGUAUAUAACAAGAUGCUUUAACAAUAGUUUAUCUCUUUUAGAAAUAGAAAUAAAAUACGCGUUUGGAAGCUUGACCGUUAGCUUGGUAAUCGUAUUCUUACAAAAUAGAUUAAUCCCCUCCGAAAUGAUAGUGGUUGAAAUUGACACUGACAUUGAUUAUCGUAGUCCUUAUUUUAAUAUACCAGAUGAAGUACAAAAGCCAUGGAACUUGAUUUACCUGCAUAAAAUAUAG